Messenger RNA from Daldinia loculata, 1335 nucleotides. Its product is annotated as MFS general substrate transporter. NCBI's taxonomy places the organism in Eukaryota, Fungi, Ascomycota, Sordariomycetes, Xylariales, Hypoxylaceae. The record is from RefSeq and is a predicted model, not a curated record. Bases 1 to 1335 code for a protein of 444 amino acids. Gene Ontology annotation, cellular component: fungal-type vacuole membrane. The transcript is spliced from 2 exons. Gene Ontology annotation, biological process: transmembrane transport. Gene Ontology annotation, molecular function: transmembrane transporter activity.
AUGGCUCUCAACCCAGAGACUAAGCAUGCGCGCAUGAGCGACUCCGAAGAUGUUACCGUUUCCAACACCAGUUUCCUCGAGAAUGAGGCACUGUCUGCACCCUUAGAGCCGCAAAGGGCGGGUCCCCCACCACCUCCUAACGGCGGCCUCCUUGCCUGGCUCCAUGUGCUCGGCGGCUUCAUGUUGUUCUUCAAUACAUGGGGUAUCCUAAACGCUUUCGGCGUUUUCCAGACAUACUACGAAUCAGGUGCACUCUUCCAUCGGUCGUCUUCGGAUAUCUCAUGGAUUGGUUCGAUUCAAUCCUUCAUGGUUCUGGUCGGUGGUGUUUUCGCCGGCCCCAUCUACGAUAGGGGCUACCUACGACAUCUGUUGAUUGUUGGAAGCUUUGGCAUCGUAUUUGGUCACAUGAUGUUAAGCUUGUGUAAGGAAUAUUGGCAAGUUGUACUCGCCCAAGGUCUCUGUGUCGGGUUAGGAGCAGGGAUGCUAUUUGUACCUUGCGUAUCUCUCAUCCCUACCUACUUCACCACCAAACUCGGCCUUGCUCUAGGUCUAUCAUCAGCAGGCUCUUCCGUCGGCGGCAUCAUAUAUCCUGUCGUCUUAUAUCAACUAAUAGGCAGGAUUGGAUAUGCCUGGUCAGUCCGUGUUAUGGGCUUUAUUGCUCUGGGAACUCUACUCAUCCCUAUCAGUAUUAUGAGGAUGCGAUUCAAGUCCCCGAAGCCCAGAUCUAUGAUUGAUUGGACUGCUUUCCGCGAUAUCCCCUAUAUGGCCUUCACAAUCACCACUUUCGUCGGCUUCAUGGGUCUCAGCAUCCUCAUCUUCUACAUUUCGUACUACCCCCAGGAACGAGGUCUCACCGACGAAGCUCUCUCCUUCUACAUGGUUCCUAUCUUCAACGCCGCAUCCUGCUUCGGUCGAGUCGUUCCUAACGCCGUUUCGGACAAGAUUGGUCCAUUUAACGUCGUUGCGCCAUGUGCGUUCAUCACAGGUAUCCUGAUGCUUUGUUUCAUGGCCGCGAACACUAAAGGCGCGAUAAUUACCAUCGCAGUCCUCGCAGGGUUCUUCAGCGGCGUUUUCAUUGCCAUGCCGCCUGUCUGCUUCUUCCCUUUGACCCAAGACAAGUCGAAAUUGGGAACGAGAAUAGGUAUGGGCUUUGGUAUCAUUGCUUUGGGUCUUCUGGUAGGUGGUCCAGUAGCUGGAGCUAUCCUCGGCGAAACGAAGCCUUUAGAAUGGGACGGUCUAUGGGGAUUCGGCGGCGCCGCGGCAUGUUUAUCAGGCUUUAUGUAUGCAGCGUUGAGAGUCUACCGCUCCGGCUGGGCGCUCAACAUUAAGGCGUGA